AUGCCGAUGAAACUCGAAGGAAGCUGCCAGUGCGGCGGCGUCGAAUUCGAACUCGAGUCCCACACGCCUGUGCCUUAUCAGCUGUGCGCGUGCAGCAUCUGUCGCAAAGUCGGUGGCUACAACGGGUGUGUGAAUCUGGGCGGUAUUGCCGACUCGCUCAAGAUCAAGAAGGGGAAAGAGCUUAUCAAGAAAUACACUGCCAUCAAAGACCGCGGCAAGCCCAACCAGCAGCGGUGUUCCUCCGAAAGGAACUUUUGCUCCAACUGCAGCACCAUGCUCUGGCUGUGGGAUCACCACUGGCCCGAACUGAUCCAUCCGUUUUCGUCCGCCAUCGACACCGAGCUCCCGGUGCCGGAUGAGAUGGUUUGCAUCAUGGCAGACUCCAAGCCCGCCUAUGUGCGCUGGCCCGAGGGGAAGAAGAGUGUGCAUGAGACGUACAACGAGGACAGUUUGGAAGAGUGGCAUAAGAAGCAUAAUCUCUUUGUCAAAUAA
This is a messenger RNA of Rasamsonia emersonii CBS 393.64, 492 nucleotides long. RefSeq names its product DUF636 domain protein. The record is from RefSeq and is a predicted model, not a curated record. Bases 1 to 492 code for a protein of 163 amino acids. Lineage: Eukaryota; Fungi; Ascomycota; Eurotiomycetes; Eurotiales; Trichocomaceae. Gene Ontology annotation, molecular function: carbon-sulfur lyase activity. The transcript has 3 exons.